Molecule: messenger RNA, 441 nt
Organism: Serendipita indica DSM 11827
Lineage: Eukaryota; Fungi; Basidiomycota; Agaricomycetes; Sebacinales; Serendipitaceae
Source: the annotation of a GenBank genome assembly
AUGCCUGAUGUCUGGACGGCGUCGCACAAGUUCACCGCCGAAUCGUGGCUCUUUUGGCUCACCUGGGUCGCGCCUUGCGUCCUUAAAGGCCAUCUACCGACCGAAAACUACAACCGUCACCCGAUUUUCAGUAAAAUAAUCAAGCGGGUGACGUCUCGUGAGCUUACCGAGGCCGACGUGGACGAGCUGGACGUAUGGACAAGGCAAUGGCAUGCGGAAUAUGAACGCCGUCUAUCGGCAUGUCCACUCAUCAUACACCACCUCAUCCACAUGGCCGGCGACACACGCGCUUGCGGACCGUUGGCACGCGUCUGGGAAUUCGUGACCGAGCGCAUCAUGGGACUGGUUGCACGUAGCGUCACCAGUCGACGAUUCCCAUUCUCUCAGCUGGCCAACACCCUCCGAUACACGGAGCAGAUGCGGAUGAUUGCGAUUCGCUAA